Messenger RNA from Ramularia collo-cygni, 2220 nucleotides. RefSeq lists its product as uncharacterized. Gene Ontology annotation, cellular component: plasma membrane. Gene Ontology annotation, molecular function: ferric-chelate reductase activity. NCBI's taxonomy places the organism in Eukaryota, Fungi, Ascomycota, Dothideomycetes, Mycosphaerellales, Mycosphaerellaceae. The record is from RefSeq and is a predicted model, not a curated record. Gene Ontology annotation, biological process: copper ion import; intracellular iron ion homeostasis; iron ion transport. The transcript is spliced from 4 exons. The coding region runs from base 1 to 2220 and encodes 739 amino acids.
AUGAGGCUCGGAGCACAACUCACAUUCCUGGCCUUCUGGAGCCAACAAGUGGCAGCCGUGACAUACAUCCAGAAGUCGCAGUACUGUGUCUCGGCAUGUUCAACGGCACUACAACACGUCUCUUUCGGAGGCCAGAUGCCAGCGAUGAUGGCUCCUGCAGUUCCAUGUACCAGUCAACUUUACAUUGAUUCUCUCUUCUAUUGUGCAGCGACGUACUGCACUGAGAAACAGGUGGAUUCGGGGCUGAGCUACAGUAAUGAGACCUGCAAGUCAGAAGCCGGACAAGCCCUACCCAGCUACACAGCGUUCAAGGCCAACCAGUAUCCCAUGUCGAUCGCGAGAGUUCAGAGGAUAUCUCAAAAGGAAGCAAAAACCAAGACCGACGAACCUGUUCUUCCCGAUCGAGGCCUCUUCGAUCUGGGCUAUGCGUCGACUUCUGCGACGAACAAAAGCGACUAUUUCAACUGGACAUUCACCUGGGCUUUGUAUGGAUAUUGGGGCCUGGUCAUAGUCGUUGGAAUGGUCAACCGCAUCGUACAAUUUGGACGCCAUCGCAGGAGUCCUCAGCCCGAUCUCAUUCGAGGCAAGGUUAUUGAGCGUCAAUCGGGAUCGACCAUUGCUCGGGCUCACAGAGCAGUUCGUCGAAGUCUGCUGAUGCCUUUGGCUUUUGGCAAUAGAGAUGGGAAAACGCCGAAGUGGGCAGCGAUUCCGUCGAGGACAGAGGCACUGCUGGUCGCGACUUACGUCGUGAUGAAUAUUGUUUUCAUGUUCCCGGGCUACGAUCUUGUUGAAGGCAACUUGAACUCUCCGGAGAAGAGGAUGCAGCUAGGUCAUUAUGUCUGCAAUCGAGCGGGUACCUUGGCUCUUGCCAAUAUUCCUAUCAUCUGGGUGUUCGCUGCUCGAAACGAUCCUCUGCUGUGGUUGACUGGUUGGUCAUACGCUACUUACAGCCAGUUCCACCGAUGGUCCGCCAGGAUUGCUACCUUACUCGCUAUCGUUCACGCUUCCGGAUAUUCCAUUCUGGAUACCUGGCAGGGACGCUACCUAACGGCGUGGACAGUUGAGUUCUGGUACUGCGGGGCGAUUGCUGUGGUAUCCAUGUCCGUUCUCGUUGGGUCUUCGAUAUAUAUGGUCCGCAAGCGUUGGUACGAUGUUUUCCUCGUCCUCCACAUUUCGUUCGCCGUGGUACUGUUGGUUGCGCUCUGGUUCCACCUCAAGAUUCACAAUGGGGCUUACAAUGGCUACAUCUGGCCUGCCGUAGCGAUCUGGGCGCUUGACCGAUUGCUGCGCAUUUCACGCGUCGCAUACUUCAGCCUCAUACCGAGCAUCAAAGGGGUCCAGGCUACCGCGGAAUGGGACGAGUCGAAGGAUCUUGUUCGUUUGGACGUCACGGAUUUCUUCAAGAAUACAAAGACGACACCUGGUGGUUUCUACUACGUCUACGAGCCGGGUAGAAUCCGCGGGUAUGAAUCUCAUCCUUUCACGCUGUGUAGUUGGAACUAUCCCAAUCCAACGUCGACCAAGGGGUCCGAAACGUCUUCGAUGGAGGAGAAGCGCGAAGACUAUGAUGCGAACCUCCGCGCGGAGUUCAAAGACGUCGAAUUGGGCGUCGAUAAAGUCAUCACAAACGAGACAAUCCCAGACACAAGAGGAUCCAACGACGCUCGCCACACGUUCCUCAUUCGACCCAAAGAUGGCUUUACUCAGCGUCUUCGACACAAACAUUCGAAACAAUUCCAUGUUCUCCUCGAAGGACCUUAUGGUCUGGAGCUAUAUAUGCACCAAUACGCGGCAGUGGUCAUGAUCGUCGGUGGCUCAGGCAUCACGGCAGCCGUGUCGCGUACAUAUUCCCUCCUUCGAAAGACAGCGCCACCAUACGUGCGGCUCGUCUGGGUGGCGCAGAAGCAGGCUACGGUCGAUGAUGUCUGCGCUAAUGAGCUCAGUGGCGUCUUGGGGAACUCGCGGUUCAAAAUGGAUGUCUUUUUGACUUCUGAUGAGACUAAAGGAGUCCCUUUGAACGAUGUUCCAUAUGGGCUUCACUCAGGACGACCGAAUGUCGAUGUGAUUCUGGAUGAAGAGCGGGAUAAAUGUGCGGGGAGUAUGGCAGUCUUCUGCUGUGGACCGCCUGGUCUUGACGCUAGUGUGAGGAAUUCAGUGGUGAGGUUGUUGCGGGAGGAUGGGCCGCAUGUUGCGUUUCUUGAAGAACGUUUCUCGUGGUGA